This is a messenger RNA of Talaromyces amestolkiae, 1944 nucleotides long. RefSeq lists its product as uncharacterized. The record is from RefSeq and is a predicted model, not a curated record. The transcript has a single exon. Gene Ontology annotation, biological process: regulation of DNA-templated transcription; DNA-templated transcription. NCBI's taxonomy places the organism in Eukaryota, Fungi, Ascomycota, Eurotiomycetes, Eurotiales, Trichocomaceae. The coding region runs from base 1 to 1944 and encodes 647 amino acids. Gene Ontology annotation, molecular function: zinc ion binding; DNA binding; DNA-binding transcription factor activity, RNA polymerase II-specific.
AUGAAUCCAGGCGCAUUCGCUUACUCGAUCGAUCCGAACGUCUACAAUGAUUUUACUCCAACCAGCAUCACCCCAAGCAGCAACGACAAUGGCGUUAUUGCGAUAAAUGGAAACUACAAUGAUGAUACAAAAAUCAACGAAAAUUGGAUUGGAUCUGUAAAUGGAAUGACAACUUCCAAUGGAAGCACCAAUCAGAAAUCUGCUGGUCCUUCGCCGUUGGCCUGCUUAGCAUGCCGACAAAAGCACCUCAAAUGCGAUGGCAGACAACCAAUCUGCGGUCGAUGUCAGUCCGGAGAGCUUGCUUGUGAAUACACUCCGUCACGACGAGGGUAUAAAGGUCCCUCAAAGAAACGUCGUGCUAAUCCUCAGCCCAACGAACAACAAAUUGCAAAUAUUGAUCAGCAGAUAUUUAAUCUAGAUGGUCGUCCCCUGGAGAUCUCGCCGGAUUGGCACAUCCCCAGCAUCGUUGGCUCUGUACCUUCGUCAGCGACACCGGCUGGKCAAGCGGUCACCCCUCCAGAUAUGCCAGGAGGUGUGAUAUCGACUACUAAUACCACCGGUUCUGUCGGCUAUGCUACCUCAACUACACCACAAGCUGGAAGAAUGCAGUCACCAUUGACUCCUGAAUCGCCUCCAACGGCAAUGGGGAGAGAUGGAUACUUGGUUGAUGUGUUUUACUCUAAUUUCCAUCCCGCCCACCCAAUUCUUCCUCCGGCGGGCAUGCUCUACAAAUAUUCUCCACCCCCUUAUCUCGAACUAGUGAUUAAGUUUAUUGGUGCUCAUUUUACGCCAGCAGCAUCUCCAGAGCCAUAUAGACCGUCUGUUGUGUCCGCAACCGUCGGCCAAGAUCCAUGUCCUGAAAAGGUUCAGGCAUUGCUGUUACUCACCAUUGUCCUCCAUUCGCGCAACGAGCGUCAAGAGGCUGGAGAACUUUUGGCGCAAGCCGUGUCUUUGGCGUACGAACUUGGCAUGCAUCGCAAAGAGUAUGCAGAGAACAUGGCAGAAGAUCCCAUCCGACGAGAAAGCUUCCGCCGCACUUGGUGGGAACUUUUUGUCAUCGAAGGCAUGUUGACCGCGCUAGGCAUGCGCACUACCUUUACAGCUAGCGAGGUUCCCCCUGAAGUGCCGCUUCCAUGUGAAGAGCGCAUUUACCAGGAUGGCCUAGCCCCUCCGCUUUACCCGCCUACAAUCAAACAGUUUGAUGACCGGGUAUUCGCCGAAGAGGACAUCACCUUUUCUUCAUUUUCUUACCGUAUCGAAGCUGUCCGAAUUCUGGGUAGGGUGGUGUCUUUGUCGGAGUCUGCAUCAGGCCAGCAGCAACAGGAAGAGGUAGAAUCAGUGGAUGCGCGAAUCGCAUCAUGGCAUCAUCACAUUCCAGACUCGAAGAUGGAGCUCAUGCGGCCAGACGGAACGAUGGACGAAAUGAUGUUCCAGGCGCGAAUGGUGAUCAGCGGUGCAUCGAUCUAUUUGAACUUCCCUCGAUCGGAUCUCCUUUCGUCACCGGCUGUAGCUGCAGAGGUUAUCUGCGGUCAUUCAGGGGUGUGUUUGAUGCCUGCAUUCUCGCACCAUGCGCACGCCAUGAGGGCCCUCAACGCGGCAAGCGAGAUCUCGACUCUGGCAGCGCUGCGCAUGCCCGUCACAAAACACACCCCGUUCUUCAUAUGCGCCCUGGUCCUGAGUUCGAUUGUGCAAUUGGCAGGAUACUCGGUCAAAGCCGGCCAAAUGCCGGAUCCGCGACGCGAUCGCCUCACUCUUACAAUCGGCGUGUUCAAGUCUCUAGGUCGGACGUGGGCGAUCUCGCAAUCGGUCAUGAGGCAGAUCAAAGCCGUGGCGCGCGAUGUGCUCGAGAUUGGCGUGCGGCCACAGGCUGAUCAGAACAAUCUUGACUUUAGUGCGUUUUUGGAGGGGAGUCAAUUCUGGUUACCCAAUAUGCAGCCUGCAUAG